CAUGUUCCAGAAGUGCGAUGCCCAACCUCUCAAACCCCCCAAGCUCACCACGUCGACCUCAAUGUCGCUGUCACUUCUCAAUUACUGCCUCAAUCACUACCUUACCAAAUUGCCGUCCUUGUACCUAAUGUCUUAUUGUCAGCCUUGAUUCACUUUCAAAUAUUUUCACCCUGUACGCGUCCCUUGUGCACGCAGCGUGAAGUCACCGCCCGUUGCGCGACCGCGGCAGUCAAUAGCACUUCACCUUCACUUCCCGCAGCAUCGCGCAUCAUGGCAGCGACUCCUCCAGCCCAGAUUACGACCACCCCCGAAACUCCUCUCACUCCUCUCCACGGCGCUGCCUAUGAACGUUUCGACCCGAGACGUCCUACCCGAUCCAGCGCAAGAAUUGCUUCAAGAGAACACCAUUCGACCCCGGACGCUUCGCGGAGGAGCCCUGACGAUGCUUCAUUAACGACGCCAAAACGUUCAAAGAAGUUCACUGUCACUUCACCGGGCCUUCACUCCCCUCAGUCGACCCCCAAAACUAGACCUGCGCGACGUGUACAGGUUCUGUCCCCGCCUUCUCCUACCAUUCAUCCAUCCUCCUCAAAGCACUCUCAACCUUCCAGAGCAAACCUACAAGCUUUGGCAUCGUCUUCAACCAUGAUUUCUCACGGCAUGUUACCGACUCCGGUCAAGACACCCAAAAAGAAGGCCAUAUCCAAGGUCAAUGCCACAGCUCGUGCUCUCUUCCAAGAGCCCACUCAUGUAGCAGGUGGUGUUGCAGAUGUUGAGCCUAGCCCACGAAGAAAUCGGAAGGGCAAGCGAUACAAUGGUUACUCUCUGGAGAGCUUUUCAGUCGAUGAUGAGGGCAGCCGAGGUCAAAUCCAGAUCUUCACCGAUUCAAGGGAUAGGGUUCCACAGGUCGACAAGAGCAAAUCCAAUCCAUUCGUAGAGAGUGCUAUGGAUGGUGAAACUGUGUCUGCUCGUAAAAUCACCGGAACCGCGAAGCGACGCAAGGUCAGCACAGAAACAAGAAAGAUGGAUUCCCAGGUGGAAGAAGCACUCAAAAAGGACGAGGGAAUGGUCUACGUGUUCCGCGGCAAGAAGGUCUAUAGACGAUUCAAUGACGAUGACGAUGAGGAAGAAGAGAUCAGCGCUGAAGACAUCGAAGAUCUUGGUUUGUUGGAAUAUACUCCGAAAGGAUCCAAGAUCAAGCCAAUCCGUACGCUCACAAGACGCUCAAUCAAGCCAACACGACUAUUCCAGACGGAACAAGAGGAGCGAGCCCGUGAGCUUGAGAAAGAAGAAGAAGCAUUGACUGAUAUUGAAGAAACGGCUGAUGUCAACGGCGAUGACUUGUUGACUGGAGACGUCGAAUCCCCCAGCAAGACAACCCGAUCAUUGCGCUCUGCUGCCAAAGGAUCUCCACACUCAGACGAAGAAGUUGGUGGAAACUCGCGCAAGAAGGGAAGCCCAUUUGAUACUUGGCCUCGUGUCAAAUCGGCGGGCCGCAGCGUCUCCUCAAAUUCGACCAAGGGAAGAAAACGAACUGCAGCCGAGGCUGUUGACAACCCGAUCUAAAAGGCAACGUUGCACCUGAGAGGGGUUUGAGUUGAGAAAUCGAUACUCGAGGCUCCGAGUUUUCUUGAUGAAAUUGCUGCAUGUAUAGGGUAUGGGUGUGCACACGACAAUGGGCUGGUGAUUGUGGACGGAGGUGGCAUGGAAUCCAGAUGCUACAGGGUACUUGUCCGUGCGCGGAUUGUCGACCAGCCACUUCGUAUCAUCAAAGCUGCUGAAGGGUGACCCGUUGACCUUCGCUUCAGGAUGACAAUACGUUCUCAUGUUUUAGGUUAAUUACAAAAUUCAGGGAUACCCAAAGUUGAAAAGCAACCAUUUUCAUUCGU
Molecule: messenger RNA, 1889 nt
Organism: Exophiala oligosperma
Lineage: Eukaryota; Fungi; Ascomycota; Eurotiomycetes; Chaetothyriales; Herpotrichiellaceae
Exons: 2
Coding region: 271-1566 (431 amino acids)
Source: RefSeq, a predicted model, not a curated record